Moneuplotes crassus is the source of this 2073-nucleotide messenger RNA. NCBI's taxonomy places the organism in Eukaryota, Ciliophora, Spirotrichea, Euplotida, Euplotidae. The record is from the annotation of a GenBank genome assembly.
UAUUGUAAAUAAUAAAUUAAUUGAAAUGCAUCCUUAUGGAGACAUCAAUGUAUGUGGCCGCAAAUAAAAGAAUUCUAGUGCUUUAUUCACUAAGUUAAUCUACCAAUUUAUAGAGAACCUUAAAUUAUAUAAGAAAUAAUGGGAGCCAAAAUAUGGGUAAUAGAUUCAACAGAGGGUCUGGGAGCACACAAUCUUGGAAUAGAUUAAAAGGAAGCAACCCAAGACUUAAAGGAAGGACCAGAAAUUUCAACCUUCCAUUACUUCCAAAUCAGUUUACUCAAAAUAAUGCUACACAAUACUUGAAUAUUCAGGAUAGUAUUGGAAAUAAACAAAGGGAAAACUUUUUACCUAGUUUCUUUAGCAGAAUCUCUCCUACUAAAUCAGACCAACCAAGCAUAAUUAAUUCACAUUUGGAAAAUCUUGAGAGGAGGAACAUUAGCUUAAUAAAAUAAGUUAAACAGAAACAUUAGUGCAAUGGAACGAUCAAGAUCAGUUCAACCAAGGUCUGACUCAAGAUUAACAAACCAGCUUGAAGACCCGAGGAUACCAAAAUUUCUUGGAUCUACAUCAUCAGAUAUGGACAGACUCCCAAAUAACUCAGGCUCACAACUUGGAAUGCAAUCUCACCAAAAUAAUUCUCAAAUGAUGACCCCUCAGAUGAUAUAUGCUAUGCCACAAUUCAGUCCAGGAUUUGAUGAAGAUUCUGAUGAAGAUCGCAGACGAAAGAAGAAAAAGAAGAAGCGUAAGAAAAAGAAGAAGAGGAAGCAUAAAAAGAAGAACAAAAAGAGAGACUCUAGUUGCACAAAUUCAGACGGGAGUGAUUCAGACUCUUCCUCUGAGGGCAAGAGCCCUGAAAAGAAGAAUGCAAGGAAGUUCAAACAAAUUGUCAAACAAACAAGGGAAGAAUAUAAGAAUGGCCAAGACUUGAGGGAGCUCAAAGAGAAAAUGACAACCAAUCAGGAUUUUAAAGAUAAUUUACUCAGGAAUUUAGGCCUUUCAGGUAUCGAUAGAGAUGAAGGUCCAGAAUCUGUAGCUACGCAAGUUGAACUUUAUUUAAAUGAAGAGGAAAAGAAAAAGAAAGCGAAAGAGCUGAAUACGAAAAAGGGAAUUAUUUCUGGAAUCCUUGAGAAAGCAAAAGAGUCUAUGAAAGAAAAAUAGCUUGACACCUAAAGAGGAAGCAAAAGACAAAGGCAAAGGCAAAGAAGAGUCGAAAGAAGUCAAAGAGGAGACUAAAGAAGAAGUCAAAGAACCAGUAGAAAUAAAAGAUAAUAGAGAGCAAGAAAUAGAGGAUUUUAAGGAUAGUCUUGAAAUUUUUGUUGAUGUAGCUAAAAAUUGGGUACUUGACACAAUAAAAAUCCCAAUUACUGGUGUUUUUGAAGAUCAAAGAAUGGACCUUGACUUUAUUGAAGCAACUACUAGGGUGAGGAUUGACAAUGCAUAUAGAAAAGCUAAAGUUAGAGCAGGAGCAAUUCUAGAUGCACUUAUUAAAAAAUGCAACCCAAAUGAUUUCCCUUAUUCACUUCUCUUUUUCCUAAACAGAUUAACCAGUGAUGGGAUGUACUUUCCAGAUGAUCUUUUGACCAUCUUUGAGCUUAACAGACUGACCCUGACAAAGAAAGGAGCUUUAAAGUCACCUACUUUUGAGAUGAAGCAAAUGAUAAUAGCCUUCUUUAUAAUCGCAAGAGUAUUAUGAGGUCUCAUUUUGUUAAUGCCACAAAAUAUUGGAUAUAAAGCUAAAAUCAAUUACAACUGCAAAUAACAAUUUCAAGAUUAUUGCUUCACUAGUUUGGUUUGCUAGCUUAAAAUACCUUAAGACAUAUGUAAAGCCCAUUAAUCCAAAAUAACGAUGAAGAUCUAAAACAGAAGAAGAACCCUCGCAAGAGGCUUAAACCAACUGAUAUCAUAAGCGAGGAUCUUUAUGGAGAAAGAGAAUUAACUGCUUUUCAUUACCGUGACAAAGAGUUCUUCCUGCUAUGAGCAAAGAAAGUAGGCAUUUUCCUACGAACACUCACUAAUCUAUGUCCACAACAUACUUUAGCCAAGAAGAUCCAGGAAGGAGCAGGCAUAGAAUAA